AUGUCGGCAGCGACGCCGAGGCUGAGGCAGUCCGUGGGAAGGUGGGCGGCGGGGAUCGGUCGGAGGCCAGGGCCGACCGUGGUAGGCAGGGAGAUGGAGGUGGGAGAUGGGGACGAGAUGGGUGUGGAGGCCAGGGCCGGCCGUGGCAGGCAGGUAGAUGGAUGUGGGAGAUGGAGACCAGAUGGGUGCGGCGGCCGCCAGUCAAACCAGAUAAUGGAUGCUAGCAAAAACAGCGACCAUACUAUGACGUUGUUAGCAUCUGCGUCCAGGCAAUUUGUGAUUCACCAUUGCCCUAGGGACUCGACAUCCCAGCUAUCUUGCUCUGGCAGCUUACUGGUAGCAGACGAAAAUACUUGGAUGCCUGAUCUGGAAGUUGUUCCAAAUUUGUACAGCUCCCUAGGUGGACUCAUAGAAGAAAACACGGUUCAAGAAACAGUAUGGGUUGCUAACAGGGAUCAGCCCAUCACCAACCCCAGCAUCAACCAAACACGGUUCAAGAUAUCAAGUGAUGGCAAUCUUGUCAUCGUAAACCAUGCCGCCAACAAUGAAUCCAUUGUUUGGUCCUCUCACAUUGUAAAUAAUAGGACACACAUCAACACAAACAACACUAGUGUCGCUGUUCUCUUGAACAGUGGAAACCUUGCCUUCAAAGAGAGCGCGUCAUCUGACCUACCGGUCUGGCAGAGCUUCAACUACCCAACAGAUGUUAUACUUCCUGGUGCAAAGUUUGGUCGGGACAAGGUCACUGGUUUCAGUCACCAGGCCAUCUCAAAGAAGAGCCUGAUUGACCCGGGUCUUGGCUCAUACUAUUAUGAACUAGAACAAACCAAGGGGCUCGUCCUCAAGCGCCACAACCCCUCGGUAGAAUAUUGGCUUUAUGCAUCCUCCACAAAAUCAUCGUUGAAUCUUGUACCAAUGCUCAAGGCAGUGCUAGAUAUGGAUCCUCGCACCAAAGGUUUGAUAAAUGCAACAUAUGUUGAUAACAACAAAGAGGAGUACUACAUGUACAUAUCGCUUGAUGAGUCGUCUUCCUUUUUUAUCUUACUGGAUAUCUCUAGUCAGAUAAAGCUUAAUCUUUGGUCACAAGCUAAACAAUCUUGGCAAACCAUAUAUGCCAUACCCGAUGAUCCCUGCAUUCCUCCUGCUACUUGUGGACCUUACACGGUCUGCAAUGGCAAUGCACAUCCAUCAUGUGACUGUAUGAAGAGCUUCUCUCAGAAGUCACUGCAGGAUUGGGAAUUUGAGGACAGAACAGAAGGAUGCAUCAGAAAUAGACCAUUGCAUUGCACUAGUGACAGAAACAUCACAAGUUCAACGGACAUGUUCCAUCCCAUUUCUCAAGUUACAUUGCCCUACAACCCGCAGAGCAUAGUCGUUGCUUCUACUCAGAGCAAAUGUGAAGAAGCUUGUCUCAGUUCCUGCUCCUGCACUGCUUAUUCAUAUAACAAUAGCAGAUGCUAUGUCUGGAAUGGGGAAUUGCUUAGUGUAAAUCUUAACAACGGCAUUACUAUCACUUCUGAAGAUGUUCUUUAUCUCCGUCUUUCUGCCAAAGAUUUCUUGCCAAGUUUGAGAAAAAACAAAAGAAAACCAAACGUUGGAGUUGUUAUUGCCACAAGCAUUACUGGGUUUGGGUUACUCAUUCUCCUGUUCUUGUUACUGAAUUGGAGGAACAAAUUCAUGUGGUGUGGUUUGCUGCCAUUAUACUAUGACAAUCAAGGUAGUGUUGGCGGGAUUAUAGCCUUCAAAUAUACUGAUUUAGUUCGUGCUACUAAAAACUUCUAUGAAAAGUUAGGUGUUGGAAGUUUUGGUUCUGUAUACAAGGGAGUGUUAAGUGACUCGAAGACUAUUGUAGCAGUGAAAAGGCUAGAUGGUGCCCGUCAAGGAGAGAAGCAAUUCAGGGCUGAGGUGAGCUCAGUUGGACUUAUCAAACACAUAAACCUAGUCAAAUUGAUAGGUUUUUGCUGCGAAGGUGAUCACAGAUUACUUGUUUCAACGGACAAAUCUUUUUUAUGCAAGAAACUGAUGUCUGAUGAUAUUGUCCCCAAGUGGUCUAGGAUAACUUGA
Molecule: messenger RNA, 2064 nt
Organism: Triticum aestivum (bread wheat)
Lineage: Eukaryota; Viridiplantae; Streptophyta; Magnoliopsida; Poales; Poaceae
Product: G-type lectin S-receptor-like serine/threonine-protein kinase At2g19130
Exons: 5
Coding region: 1-2064 (687 amino acids)
Biological process (GO): protein phosphorylation; recognition of pollen
Molecular function (GO): ATP binding; protein kinase activity
Source: RefSeq, a predicted model, not a curated record